AUUGCAUUUUAAAUUAAUAAUCACAAAUAUAUAUAUCCUCCGGGAAGGUCGAAGCGCGGUGUUUAAUACAUCAAACUUAAAGAAACCAAACAAAAAUUAAAUAAUUUAUGCGAAUACUGAGAACACCAUAAACCUUUAAGAUAAAAGUAAAUAAUUUUAUUCUUGAUGCAAGAAAGAUAAAAAUUUAAUAUUACUGAUGGUUAUAAUAUUUGCAAUGAAUAUUUGAACGCUGCUAAUGAAAAUUCGAACGCGUUAUAUCUAAUUUGAGUUUUUUAAUAGUUUAAACGUAUCUUAACCAAGAUAACUUUCUCUCACGGCUGUUUACAAACAAAUGAUUCUAUUCUAGUGAUAUUAAAUAUAAAAUUUCAAUAACACAUCAACUUCUACUAACUAUAUAUAUACAUGUGUGUAUAUUAUUGAUUAAUACUGAAUCUUGACAAGGAAACAACGACGCAUAAUCUCUUUAAUAUGGAUUUACAUGUCGUUAUUAAUAAGGCGACAUUGCUUCCUUCGGCACCUAAUGCUAAGUUCUAUCGAUUGGAAGGUUUAAGUCAAGCUGAGAAAGACCGAAAAAUGAACGAAAAAACAGUGAAAACACCACCAAAUUUAAAGUUAUUGGAGAGUGAUACUGAUGAUAGUACCAAGGAAAGUGAUAUAAAUAAAAUAAAUUCUUCCUUUGAUAGACAUAGAAUAUUAGCAGCUAUUAGAACGAUACAUGGUGGCGUAAAUUUAUCUAAUUUAGAUUGGAAAAUAAGUUGGGAAAAACGUAUUGAGGAUAUGAAAAAGUCUGAAUCAAAGGAAUCAUGUAAAUCAUCUUUGCAUAAAGACACAAAAGUGAACUCUGAAGAUCAACCUGAAUUGAAAACCUCAAAACAUCAAUUAAUGGAGAAAAAUAAUAAAAUAUUUAGAAAUGCUGCAAUUAUGGGUCUCGUGAAAAUCAACAAGAUAUCAUUAGAAGACCUAGCUGAUUCAAGUAACAAAAAUUGCACAAAGGAAGAGAGCAGACUAAAAACUUUGGAUACACAGAAUGACAGUGAAUAUCAAAUAGAAUUUGUUCCUCUUCAUGAAGAUCCUGAGGUUUUUAUUCAUCCUUUACGAAUGGGAGUAGAUACAAAAAGGUUCAAAGACAUAGAUUUUACUGUCCCACGUGUUGGCAAGAAGAUAAAAGAGACACCGCAAGAAUAUUUUAUCAGAACAACUAACGAUGAUUCGUUUGAGUUUGUGAAAAAGAACAAAAAUAUAGUAUAAAUAAUAAAAAUCAUACACCAAGAUAA
This is a messenger RNA of Odontomachus brunneus, 1274 nucleotides long. RefSeq lists its product as uncharacterized. NCBI's taxonomy places the organism in Eukaryota, Metazoa, Arthropoda, Insecta, Hymenoptera, Formicidae. The record is from RefSeq and is a predicted model, not a curated record. Bases 469 to 1248 code for a protein of 259 amino acids. The transcript has 5 exons.